Molecule: messenger RNA, 6313 nt
Organism: Pseudopipra pipra
Lineage: Eukaryota; Metazoa; Chordata; Aves; Passeriformes; Pipridae
Gene: SGK3
Product: serum/glucocorticoid regulated kinase family member 3
Exons: 17
Coding region: 3621-5093 (490 amino acids)
Biological process (GO): protein phosphorylation
Cellular component (GO): nucleus; cytoplasm
Molecular function (GO): protein serine/threonine kinase activity; ATP binding; phosphatidylinositol binding
Source: RefSeq, a predicted model, not a curated record
CCUUCUGGAUACUGUGGAUCUGAAGUUGAAAUUAUUAUUGACCUGUGUUUGGACAACUGCCUCUUAUUGGCAGUGUUUGUUCUUAAGAGCCAUUUUAUUAUUCAGGGUUUUCUUGCCACAGCAGAGAACCUGUGUUCUGUCAUGUAAUAAAAAUAAAUGCAAAUAGGUCUAGUCCAAGGCACAAAUCUGGUUAUAUGUCAGUUAAUUUACUGGAGCUUCUUUUGGGAGGUGGGGCAGAAGGGAUGUUCUUGUGUGCAGUAGAAUUGUGGGAAGGUAAUGCUUGCCAGACUUCUCCAAAGUAAAUUUGAUAGAGACAAAAAGAGAGUAGUUACUUAUUUCUUUCCCUUGAUUGAGUUUUCACUUUACCUGCUGUCUUUUGCUCUAAGUAGAAAGAUUCAGUUGAAUUGGACUUUGCCCAUGUUGCUGCAGAGUAGUGGUUUGCUUUCCCCAGUGGUGCUACUAGAAAUUUUUAAAGCUGCUAGGUAGUGGGUGGAUGUGUAAACAGGGAGCAGGCUUUUUUUUUUAUACCAAUGGCUGAAUUCUCAAUUCUCCUCUGAAAUGGUAGUUAGAAGGGACUGUGGAGAUAAACCAAGGAUUGAUUAGAGUGUUUUGGUUAGUGGUCUCUUUUUUUCUUCGGGUGGAAUAUUUCCAGAGGUGUUUAGUGUCCCUGUAUUAAAAAUCAAAUGUAUGUAAUACUUAAAAAGAUGACCUUUUUGAAUGAAACCUGUUUUAUCUAGAACCCAGUUAUUCAACUGCUUCUGGCCAUCCCUCUCUCUUUACAGAUUAGCAACCUAUAUUUUACAAUUGGCUUUUUCUAAAGUGUCUGAUCCAGUCCCUGGAUCUCCUCACCCUGUAUUUCUGUUGCAUUGGAUUCUAAAUACGUUGUCUCCUGUUUCCUUUGUGUCAGCUGCCUGUCUGGUAACGAGAGUGGGACACUAUUUCUUCAUACACAGGUUGAGAAAAAGUUGACUUUCUGGGUUUUCUCCAAGAUUGUGUAAGGUCCAGUGAUAUGUUGAGCUAUUUAUUACGAGGAUAUUUGUGGAGAAGACUGAGGAAGUGAUGAAAAGUGUGCCAAAGUUGAUACUUUCUCUAAAGUUAGAGGAAAUAGGGUGGUGUUUAUAGUGAAUAAUAGGACUGUCUCCUGUAUCUUGAUUUCUGUUUCUUUAUAUGCAGGUUCCUUCUGUAACUGGAAUCAGGUGGGGUUUUCAGCAGUUGGUUUUACUGGUGACUCAGUCCCAGAGUAAGUCUUUCUAGGCAAAUAAUUAGUGUAUAGGGAAAUGCCUGUUCUGAUCCAGUGGGUGAUUAUGGAUCCCGGUAAUUCCUCCAAGUGUGCUUGUAGGGAGACAGUCUUUUGGGGUUUUUUACUAUUCUUGUCUCUGCUUCCCUUGUGUUACUCACAGUCAGAGUAUGAUAGCUGAUUUGCACUGGCCUUAGAGGCAUUUAAGGCAUUUUGUCUGCAAGCAGAGACGCAGCAGGUGAGUACACAGCUUCCUAAUCUAAUUUUGAAAAUUCUGGGCAGAGUUUGAAGCAUGAGCACCUGUAACAGGGGUCUUUGGUUAUGCAAUGGUAUCAUCUUCAGGCCAUUACCAUUGAAAAAAAAAAAAAAGAAAAGGUUUCAGUGCAGAAUAAAAUACUCUGAUUAAACUUCAAAAACCUUUUUAAAUACAGUUUGAGCCAAAAUUAUUUAGAAAGGAGUAAAAAGAGGUUGCCACAUAUCACUAAAGUACAUAAUAUUUUCCUGUUGCAUGCAGUUAUUAUGAGGCUGCAGAAAAAGUUUUAUUGUAAGGCAUUCAUUUUUGGGGGUAGUAGGUUUGUAUAUGUUCUUUUGGUGUCAGGGUUCUGUUACUGCCAUGCUCUUGCUUCACCAGAGGCAAGGGUCAACCUGAAAUUCAAUGUUGUUGUGGCUUCCUGCUGGAAACAGUGAAAAUACUGCUUGCAUUUUGACAGCCUCCAUUGGGAGAGUGGACAGAGUAGAUGUUGAUAAGCUUGAAACUGUGCCAAGAGGACCAGCAGCUUCUGUUCUCCUCUAACUUUGUCCCUUCCCCUGUGUCAGGCCUAGAUACUGUAGCAGCUCAAAAGUUUUAGCUGUUUCUAGACAACAGCGGUCUCAGCAUUAACCUGUCUUGCAUAAUCUACAUGCUCUUUCACUAGUGCCCAAGUAUGAUUUGAGGGGAUUUAUUUUGUUACAUGGUUUUCUAAAGUUCCUUUUCCUUUCUGCCUGUUGUCAAAGAUGAGGGCAGGAGCUCCUUGUUCUUAGUUACAGGAAAAGCAAUAACCAGAGGUAGAGACUUCUCAACUGACAGUGUCUGUUAAAUUCACUGGUAUCUGGCAUCCUCCAGGACACCGCAGUUUCCACUUUUGAAGCUGUGGAUAAAAAUAUAUUUCUACUGUUUUCUCUCUGUUAUUACUUGAUGUAGUUAGCACAGCAUUUGUGGUUUUACCUGCUACUAAAACUACAACUGUGUUCCUAACUACAGCAUGGUAAAGAUUAAGCCAAGUCUAUCCCUAUUUCUGUAGCCAGACUUACAGUUCACAUAUAAGUAGCUCUCAAGAGCUGAUACGCUCAAGGCAAAUAGAAAUUGAAAGCAAGCUCUGAUCCACUGGAGCUUAGUGACAAACUGAAAAUGCAUUUCUUCCAAGUUUGUCAGUUCAGCUUAGUGUUGGUGACCCAGGCACAUAUCAGAGGAGAUGCCUCAGGGAAAAAAUAAUCACAGCCAGUGAUCUUCCAGGCAGCUUAAAGAAAGAAAUGCGAACAUUACAGUUUCGGCUCCUUGGAUGAUUUAUUCUUCUUCUCCACAGUAAGAUGAAUAAACCCUUCCUUGAAUUAAUCUGUUUGACGCUUCCUCCUUUUGUUUUUCAGAGAUAUUUCAACUUUAGAUCUGAAAUAGAGCUCAGUCUUCCAAGACUACAACUUUUAAUCCAUACUGCUCCUGUACUGUCAUUUAAAACUCUGACACUAAGAGUGAAAAAUGGAAGGGAUAAGAGGAAUACAGCCUAUAUUGUGAGAAUGAGUGCAGGCAUGCCAGGAACCUUUGUAACAAAUGUCCGUUUAGAAGAGGAGAAAGACAGUGAAUGAUGUUAAUCAGGGAACACCUAAUCCAUUUUAAAGCUUUACUUGUUUUUCUGUGAUGAGCAGGAAGACAGAUAAACACAGCGACUUGUGCUCACUUCCUGACCCUCGACCUGAAGUGGCUACAGAUUGACACAAGUGCUUCUUAAAGUAUAAGCUGAGUGAAAUACUUACUGGAAGUGGUGCCUAUUGACAAUUUCAGUGGAUGGAGAAGAGCUCAGUUAGCCUUCAUAUCUCAGUUUUAGUGUGUGGCAAUGGGUGAAGAACGCUCUUAAUGUCAUGCCAGUAUAAAAUUGUGGAAAAUGGGAACUGUGCCUUGUAAUAAAGCUUUUAACAGUGGCUUGCCAAAGGAAAAGAGAAAUCAAUUUGAAACUCCACAUCUGUGUAACUGGCUUGGAUGAGCUGUUUUGUAGUCAAAUAAAGAUUGCACGAUGGAAGUCACGUUUUCUCAAGAAAAGCUGCGUAUCUUGGAUCAGUACCGUUGAAGAUACCUUCUGAUUGCAACACCCAGAACAGGGUCCUGUAACGAAUUUGUCAAAAGAAACAUACAAUGGAUCUCAAGGAAAGCUGCCCAAGUGUUAGCAUUCCCAGCUCUGACGAGCACAGGGAGAAGAAGAAAAGAUUUACUGUUUACAAAGUGCUGGUCUCUGUUGGCAGAAAUGAGUGGUUUGUCUUAAGACGGUAUGCGGAGUUUGAUAAACUCUACAAUACGCUAAAGAAGCAAUUUCCCACAAUGAACUUGAAGAUUCCAGCUAAAAGAAUAUUUGGAGAUAAUUUUGAUCCUGAUUUUAUUAAACAGAGAAGAGCAGGACUGAAUGAAUUCAUUCAAAAUUUAGUUAGACAGCCAGAGCUAUGCAACCAUCCAGAUGUCAGAGCAUUUCUUCAAAUGGAUAACCCGAAACACCAGUCAGAUCCAUCUGAAGAUGAAGAUGAAAGGAGCAGUCGGAAGUUAAACUCUACCUCACAGAAUAUCAACUUGGGACCAUCUGGAAAUCCUCAUGCUAAACCAACAGACUUUGAUUUCCUGAAAGUUAUUGGGAAAGGCAGCUUUGGCAAGGUUCUUCUUGCAAAACGAAAACUGGAUGGGAAAUACUAUGCUGUCAAAGUGUUGCAGAAAAAAAUUGUUCUCAAUAGGAAAGAGCAAAAACAUAUUAUGGCUGAACGUAAUGUGCUCUUGAAAAAUGUGAAACAUCCAUUUUUGGUUGGAUUACAUUACUCAUUCCAAACAACAGAAAAGCUUUACUUUGUCCUGGAUUUUGUUAAUGGAGGAGAGCUGUUCUUUCACUUACAAAGAGAACGUUCCUUUCCUGAGCACAGAGCCAGAUUUUAUGCUGCUGAAAUAGCCAGUGCACUGGGCUACUUACACUCCAUAAAUAUAGUGUACAGGGAUUUAAAACCAGAAAACAUUCUCCUAGAUUCACUAGGUCAUGUUGUGUUGACAGACUUUGGACUUUGUAAAGAAGGGAUUGCAACUUCUGAUACCACUGCAACUUUCUGUGGGACCCCAGAAUAUCUUGCACCAGAAGUCAUUAAAAAGCAGCCCUAUGACAACACAGUAGACUGGUGGUGUCUUGGUGCAGUUCUUUAUGAAAUGCUUUAUGGGUUGCCUCCUUUUUACUGCCGCGAUGUUGCUGAGAUGUACGAUAAUAUUCUUCAUAAACCCCUGGUUUUGCGCCCAGGAAUCAGUCUCACAGCCUGGUCUAUCCUGGAAGAGCUUUUGGAAAAAGAUCGACAAAGCAGACUUGGAGCAAGGGAAGAUUUUCUUGAAAUUCAAAAGCACCCGUUUUUUGAAUCUCUCAGCUGGACUGAUCUUCUUCAGAAGAAGAUUCCGCCACCAUUUAAUCCUAAUGUGGUUGGACCAGACGAUAUUGGGAAUUUUGAUGCAGUGUUCACAGAAGAAAUGGUCCCAUACUCAGUUUGUGUUUCUUCUGAUUACAACAUCAUUAAUGCCAGUGUUCUAGAGGCAGAUGAUGCAUUUGUUGGAUUUUCUUACGCACCACCUUCUGAAGAUAUGUUUUCCUAGGAAGUUAAAAGCGAAGAAUGUUUUGGAAGUCUUGGAGUGAACUGAAAUGUUAGGGUUAUGGACACAUUCCAAAAUAGCAUAACUAGUGCCUCGUUUUGUAUGUAGGUUUGAAACCUAUGAACAAACUUUCUCUGCUGUAUAGGAGGAAUUUGGGCAUUUUGGAUGGCUUUCUUUGGGAUUUGAACUGUUUGUUCCUGCUGCAGAAAAUAUUUUUUAAAACCUUUAAAAAGCAUUCUCUACAUAUUUUUUAAGCAAAAACACUGACUGUUCUCCUCAAUCCCUUCAAGUUUACAUUCAUACCUAUCUAAUUUGCCUGGCACAAACAGCAGCAAAUUUAGUAAAUUUAUAAAUGCUUUUGUACUUAUUUACAGUGACUUUGUGCUUGAAUUGUAACUAUGCAAAUUGUCUUUUGUAUAUCCUGGUUUAAAAAAGGUAAAUGUUUUCCCUGUUAACAGUUGGAAAUGUGUUAAUUUACCUGUCAGCACUUAAAUGAGGGGUUAAUAUAAGUUAAGGACCAAGAUUCUUAAAGGACUUCUCCAGAAUGAAAACUUGGUUAUGUAAAACUGGAUUCUUGCUCUUGCUCUUGCUGAAGUACCCGUUGGCUCAACUGGAUUAUCUGAGGUAUGGGGGAUUAACUCAAAGCAAGGAUGGAACAAAUUAACUGGAUUGAUUGAUAACAUUACUUAUUAUGUGUUCUACUUUUCUUCCUGAGCUAAAUAUGUCUAUAUUUCAACUACAUUAAAAAUAUUUUUGGUUAAAAUUCUGCUUCUCCAAAGAUAUAAAAAUAUGCAAUAAUCACCAUUACUUUAAAAGGCUAUCUUGCUUUGAUGUUUUGGGUGUGGGUGGUGAGGGGAUCAUGCCAAAUAUUAGGGAUUUUUCUCAUCGAUUUGUAGUUUAAAACACUAAUGUGUUCCAAAUUGAUUGUAUUUCAGCAUUCAUAGCUACUUGUCUUUCUGUUCCAGUUUGCACCAUUUUUAAAUCUUCACUUGAUAUUGGGGGGGGGAAAUGUAAAUUACACUGAUAAUUUUAAAAAUGUGAAAAGCUGUUGUAUUUCUCAUAACAUACACAUGUAUGGACAAACAGAUAAUACUGAACAAUUUCUGUUUAAGGAAAUUUUUUUAAACAAUGCAAAAAUUGACUGCAGUUACAGUGUAUAAAGGCCUAUCAUGGUAGUUUAUUAUAUAUAUUACUUGUAAAUAACAACUUAUUUUUGUCUGUUA